AUUUUUCUAAGUAUUUUUGUUAUCUGAACCAAAACAUUCGUAAUGAAGAGGAGAGUAAUUGUAAAAAAGUGUAUUUGUCUGGCGCCCACCCCCCAGCUCCUUGAACUUUGACACCGCCUCUUGAAAUUAACCCUUGUACUAGUGCUUUCUGUUGUGUUUGUCCAUAGUUUUUGUGAAAAAUGAAUGAAAAUGAUGCUGCGAAAAAGGUUGUGGGUAAGCGGAAUUCGGUGUCCUUCGACCAACAAGAUCCUGGCCAGCCGAGAUUCAGCUUUUCUGGACGCGUCCAAGAGCUAGUCGAGGGCUACAAUUCCGCUGUACAGCUUUUGACGCCCAAAUGGCCCUGGUACUUCUACCCCGGAUAUCUGACAUACGCCGUAUACUGGCGCUACGCCAAAUAUUACAAGGGCAAGUUGCUGCUGACCCCCAUUCCGAAUCGCCUCUACGAUCUGCUGAUAAAGAACGAGCUGAUCAAGUCGGAGCACCUGGUGUUCGCCAGUCGGGACGUGUACGACACCUUUGCUGAGUCGCCGGACGUCAACUUUGUCAACUUGGUGAUCCGUGGCGGAAGGGAUAAGAUCAGUAAACCCCUGGCCGGAGAUGGAGGAUCCACGCCACAAACGGUCAUUAAGCAAAUGCUUCAGGAGGCCCCGCACACCAUUGUCGCCCAGAUACUUCCGGUGGCCCAGUGUCAACCUAAUUGCCUCUAUGUCCAGGAAAACUUCUAUGGCAACAUACUGGACCGCUUCCGUGUCCGCUCCAACUGUUGGGUGCAACUUGAGCACUUUGCUGAUGAGCAGACCAUACCAGGCAUAGCCACCAAAGCUCAUGUGUACUUGGUGUCGGAUCCCCAUGAAUUGCCCGCUGAACUGACGGAGCUCAUCCUUAGCAACUACUUUAACACACCGCGACUUUUGCAUCGUGGACAUAUAUACCGCAUCGAGGUGAAUGCCGAGUUGUUGGGCACUGCAACCUUUGCGCACUAUUACCUUAUAUUCGCCAACCUGCGUCACGUUCACUUAAAGUGCAUUCACCUGGAGACGAAGGGCAGCGAGUUUGAGUUGCAGGCGGUGGUGGCCAAGAACUUCAGCAACCUGGUUCAAGUACCGCCAGCUCACAGCUUCCUGCCUCGCCAAGUGCUCGACAACGUGGCCAUUGUGGAGAAUUAUCCAAGUGGUUUGCGAAAGCCCUAUCAACUGCUGCGCUCCUCUGUGGACGCCUUCCUGCCUAAGAAGUCCGCUUGUCUAUCCUCCAAGCACAUCUUUCCGGUUUUCUUGCUUCAGGGCGAACGGGGAUCUGGCAAAUCAAAGCUCGUCAAUGCAGUAGCCCAGGAGUUGGGCAUGCAUAUUUAUGGUGCGGAUUGCGCGGAGAUCGUUUCACAGGUUCCCUCGCACACAGAGAUGAAGCUGAAGGCGGUCUUUGCCAAAAGCCAAAUAAGCGAACCGCUCUUAAUUUGCUUCCAUAACUUUGAGAUAUUUGGCAUAGACAACGAGGGAAAUGAGGAUCUACGUCUGCUUUCGGCCUUCCAUGUGCAGGUUCAGGAGCUCUUCAACAGGGAUCGCAAGCACCCAAUUGUUGUCGUGGCUUUGACCAGCGACAGGCACCUUAAACCCGUGAUUCAAGGUCUUUUCCUGGAGAUCGUAAGCAUUGAGAUGCCCAGCAAGGAGGAGCGGUUCGAGAUCCUUCGUUGGAUGCACGUGCGCGAGACUUUUAACGAUGUGAUUUACAACCAAAAGGGCAUCGAUCAGUUGCCCUUGUUUUCGCGGGAAAAUCAGUCGCAGUUCAUGUCGCGUAUAACUCCAAGUUGGAGGGAAACUGUCAAUGUACUGCAGGAAGUAGCCGCCAAGUCGCAGGGCUUUCUGCUGGGCGACCUGCAGUUGCUCUACGACAGUGCUGUACGCAUGAAGAUUCGCAAACGGUUGGGUAGAACAACUCUAGACAUGUCCCACUUUGCCAAGAACCUAACCGACAUGCAGAGUUCCUUCGCCGAUAGUUUGGGUGCGCCCAAGGUGCCAAAGGUCUAUUGGUCAGAUAUUGGUGGCCUGGCCAAACUAAAGGACGAGAUCCAGAGUAGCAUAGGGCUGCCGCUUAAGCAUGUACAUCUUAUGGGCAAGAAUCUGAGAAGAUCGGGCAUUCUGCUCUACGGACCCCCUGGAACCGGUAAGACCCUGGUUGCCAAGGCUGUGGCCACCGAGUGCAACCUGAGCUUCCUUUCGGUGCAGGGUCCGGAAUUGCUCAACAUGUACGUGGGCCAGAGCGAGCAAAAUGUUCGCGAGGUCUUCUCCCGUGCUCGUUCUGCGGCUCCGUGUGUGCUGUUUCUGGACGAACUGGACUCCCUGGCUCCCAAUCGAGGUGUUGCGGGUGAUUCUGGAGGUGUUAUGGAUAGGGUGGUGUCGCAACUUCUAGCCGAGAUGGACGGAAUGAGCGAUGGCGAUACAAGCAAGCCCAUAUUCAUACUGGCCGCCACCAAUCGCCCGGAUCUUAUUGACCCCGCCCUUUUGCGUCCCGGUCGUUUCGACAAGCUCUUCUACGUGGGACCCUGCUCCACGGCCGAUGACAAGGCAGCCGUGCUACGUGCUCAGACCCAGAGAUUCGCCCUUGAAUCCGGAGUGGACAUGGACCAAAUUGCUGAGCGUUUGAAGAGUGAAAUGAGCGGAGCAGAUCUGUACUCCAUCUGUUCAAAUGCCUGGCUCUCGGCUGUAAGACGCAUUAUAGACAGACACUUGAGUGGAGCAAUUUCAGAGAAGGAACUGCUACCGGAGAACGUUAUUGUGGAGGCAGAAGACUUUACCAAGUCGUUCAACAAGUUUGUACCUUCGAUCAGCGCAAAAGAUUUGGAGUACUUUAACAACCUUAAGGCGUCGUACAGUGUUUAAAGUGCCCGAGAUGGUUAACUAGUUCUAAGAGUGAGUUUUCUACAGACAUUUUACGUUAUUUUCAAUAAACCCGUUGAUAGUUCACAAUUUCCA
This is a messenger RNA of Drosophila rhopaloa, 2966 nucleotides long. RefSeq names its product peroxisome assembly factor 2 (gene Pex6). Gene Ontology annotation, cellular component: peroxisomal membrane; cytosol. The record is from RefSeq and is a predicted model, not a curated record. Bases 180 to 2873 code for a protein of 897 amino acids. The transcript has 5 exons. Gene Ontology annotation, molecular function: ATP binding; ATP hydrolysis activity. Gene Ontology annotation, biological process: protein import into peroxisome matrix. NCBI's taxonomy places the organism in Eukaryota, Metazoa, Arthropoda, Insecta, Diptera, Drosophilidae.